CCUGUGCGACCCAUCAUCUCGUUCCUGGUGGCAUUCUUGUAUCGAGCGUCCAUCAUCGUCAACCGCCACCCUCAUUCUUUCGGAGUGGUCUCGAGAAGACUAAUUGACUCGAGUGGACAUCUUUUACGACUUUUACGAACUCAGCCCUCGAUUCAAGCUUCACGUAGUUGCUUGACGUUCGAUUCGGCCCAUGCCCUUCCCGUUUACGUUCAAAUUCGCUGUCCCGGGUCUCAAUCCCUUUGCGACCCAAGAACCACAGCCGGUGCCAGUGGCUUCGUCCAGCUCUGGUCCCUUCCGUCCCCCUACUUCGCCCGCGCGGCAUCGAGACCGCCACACGCGACCACAGACUAUUCCCGAUAGGACAUCAUCCAGCCGCUCUCCCUCCGCAUCUGCUCCCAUAUCAAGGAAGCGCGGCUGGGAUCCGUCCCUCGCAGAACCGAGCCUGUCUACCACCACGCUCACGUCCGGCAGCGGAUAUCUCGAUACGCCUGCAAAAUAUCGAGAGAUGGCGAUCUCUUCGCGUAGGGGCGACGAUUCUGAAGUGACCGAGAUGGCAAUGUCUGUUCCCGCGGUCGUCACUGCCAGCCACCUCUUCUCCUUUCCUUUUCUCAUGCAAUUAAACUUACUUUCAUUAUUCAAUGUAGAUCUUCCUCCCCCCGCGAAACGCCGACGAGGCCUUGCUGGCUCCAUCGUCUCUACUGCUGUCAGCGCUGCGCUGAUAGGCACCGCAGUCGGACUGACUGUGUAUCGAUUGUGGAGAGAUCGUGGCAAAGACGCAGAGCAAAAGGACGACUCGCGAGAAUCGGAGCAACCUCCUCCCCCUCCUCCAUAUCAACAAGGCGGAUGGACGCCUGCUCAAGCCUCUCACGCUAUCCACGUCACACCUCCAACCCCCAUGGCCACUCCUCGCCGUCGUAAAGUUCAUCACGGUCACGCGUCCAGACGAGCUGCUCGUGCGAGGUCACGUGCCCACGCACACAGCACAAUUUCACCCCCGCCCAGCGUUGAUCCUUCUCAACCGCAGCGCGACGUGGAAAUGGAGGAGGAACCUUCUGUGGUCGAGGAGCAGAUGGACUGGCUCGGUGGUCAGUUGGCUGCGCUCAUUCAAGAAGGUCAGAAAGCUCUAGGGCGUGAGAUUGUUGUGCAAAGUGAGGCUCAAGAAGAUGAAAUUGAUGAUGGAACUGGUGUCUGGGAGGAAGAAGAGGGCGGUUUCCAUUCUGAAUUCGGCGGGCUCCCGAAUCGGACCUCUUCGCCGCGACGCAAACGCCAACCUCGAAACCUCACCCUUGUCCCUUCGUCACACUCGUCCCGACCGAACUCUGCUUCGCCCCGUACCCAACGAUUCGAUUUCGUAUCCGCAUCCCUCCCAUCUUCCGCUGGCUCCCGAGGUUGGCCGCAGACACCUGAUUUCGGGCGGAGCAUGUCUGCGGAGUCCGACCUGUCUCGAUCUCUCUCGACGCGAGAAACGGAAAGUUCCUGGGAUAGCCCAGAACUUAGAGAAACAAUGGCACGCGCCCGGGCGCGUGCUUUAGCUAAUCAGGCUGCAGGGUAGAUCUUCACAGUCCGAGACCUGCAAUAUUGACCGUAUAUUGGAAUCAAGCUGGAACUAACUGGCCGUUUCUGCAUAUGUACAGUACAGUACAUACGUACAUAUCUACAUACGUUUCAGCCACCAUGUAAAUAAGUAUCUUCAGGUGUUGCACUUGACAGAAACCAUGACAGAUUCCGUGCACUGCAUGUCCGAGUCAGCCAGCUAUGCUAGACUUCCACCUUGCUCUUCCACCAGCGGCGUAAAUGCCAGAACUACCAUCGGAAGUGAUUCUGCAUAUUCUAUCGUUCAUACCCGUCCCCGAGCUCAUACCGGGCGUCAACUUCCAAUUCUACAACUACUAUCUGGAUGCCAGGUAUGGGAGCAUUCGGAUUGAGUCGAUAGACCAUCGCACUUUCAGGCUUAUCGAGCGUCUGAAGUGCGUCUUGUCGCCGCGAAUCCGAAGGUUGCGUUCGAGUUGACCUCUGACAGAGAUCCUGUUGUCGCCCAGCGCGUGCGCAGACUGGUUGUCCGGCCGCCCACACUCCCGCUCGCGCCCACUGGUCCACCUCACAAUGCACGAGCGACAAUACGGAGAUUUCUCUCGUUUGUGACGCGUGUAGCACCAGAGUGGUUGACUGUCGAGGACAUCAUCGACAGCUUGAUGCUGGUCCUCCCUCGGCUGGGGAAUCUGACGCACUUCGAGAUUGAAACGUGGGAUAUCCCGCCGGAGAUGGACCUGCAGCCAUUCUUCCGGACUGCGUGGACCGCGUUCGGGGAGCGACUGGUGAGCAUGUCGAUCGCGGGGCGGCCCGAG
Messenger RNA from Mycena citricolor, 2345 nucleotides. Lineage: Eukaryota; Fungi; Basidiomycota; Agaricomycetes; Agaricales; Mycenaceae. The record is from the annotation of a GenBank genome assembly.